Cannabis sativa is the source of this 1560-nucleotide messenger RNA. RefSeq names its product probable inositol oxygenase. NCBI's taxonomy places the organism in Eukaryota, Viridiplantae, Streptophyta, Magnoliopsida, Rosales, Cannabaceae. Gene Ontology annotation, molecular function: iron ion binding; inositol oxygenase activity. Bases 227 to 1144 code for a protein of 305 amino acids. The transcript is spliced from 10 exons. Gene Ontology annotation, cellular component: cytoplasm. Gene Ontology annotation, biological process: inositol catabolic process. The record is from RefSeq and is a predicted model, not a curated record.
AAUUUUCAGAGAAGGACUCAGAAACUCGAAAUUCUCUGUCAAGGACUCGGAAACAUCGAAUUCUCAGGCAAGGACUUCCGAGCAAUUAUAAAUAGGAGCCCCAUCUGCGAACUUAACCACCACCACUACAAUUAUUAAUUUUCUUCCCUCAAAUACUUUUCUGUUCAUUGCUCUCUCUUGCAUUAUUCUUCUUAAAAUUAAGUUUUCAGCAGCUUUUUGAUUCAAGAUGGCUACUGCCGUUGCUAACCAGGCGCCUCACCAAUUUGGAAAAGAAGCUGAGGAAAAGAAGAUCAACGGUGGGUUUGUGGUGCCAGAAACCAACUCAUUCGGUGAAACCUUUAGGGACUACAAUGCUGAAGGAGAAAAGCAUGCGCGUGUUGAGAACUUCUACAAAAUCAAUCACAAGAACCAGACUUAUGAUUUUGUAAAGAAGAUGAGGGAAGAGUACAUCAAAAUGGACAAGAUGGAGAUGAGCAUAUGGGAAUGUUGUGAGCUUCUUAAUGAUGUUGUGGAUGAGAGUGACCUUGACUCGGAUUUGCCUCAAAUGGAACACUUGCUCCAAACUGCUGAAUCCAUUAGAAAGGACUAUCCCGAUGAGGAUUGGCUUCACUUGACUGGCCUUAUCCAUGAUCUUGGAAAGGUGCUUCUUCUUCCACAGUUUGGAGGGCUUCCUUAUUGGGCUGUUGUAGGGGACACAUACCCAGUUGGAUGUGCUUUUGAUGAGUCUAUUCUUCACCACAAGUAUUUCAAGGAAAACCCAGACUACCACAACCCUGCUUAUAACACCAAGUAUGGAGUCUACUCAGAGAAUUGUGGACUGGACAAUGUAUUGAUGUCAUGGGGACAUGAUGACUACAUGUAUUUGGUGGCCAGGGAGAACAAAACCACUCUACCUCCAGCUGCUCUUUUCAUUAUUAGAAACCACUCCUUCUAUCCAUUACACACCGGUGGAGCAUACAGGCACCUUAUGAAUGAGGAGGACCAUGAAAAUCUAAAGUGGCUCCAAAUCUUCAACAAAUAUGAGCUCUACAGCAAGGCUACUGAGCUGAUUGAUGUGGAAAAGGUCAAACCAUAUUAUCUCUCCCUCAUCGAAAAGGUAAUUAGCUCUAUCACCAGUCAAUUAUAUCUUAAAGAAUUAUAUUAGGCAAUUAAUCAUAUUAUUCACACCUUUUAUUAUUUUUCUUGCAGUACUUCCCAAACAAAAAGCUGAAAUGGUAAAAAAGUGAAGGGGCUCUUCCACUGCAGCGAUUAAUGAUAUGUGGCUUUGUUUGUAGAGUACAUAAGGACCUUUCGGUUCAUGCUUAGAAGGCUCCUUUGCCACAUAAGUCUUUCUAUGGACCCAAAAUAAAUCAUUUAUGUCACCUGAUUUGAUCGCUGUAUUAAUAUUGUAUUAUUGUAUUCUAUCCUAUCCUACCCCAUCCUAUGUGUUUUGUUCCAGUUUGGUAUUUGUGUUGUAUAAUAUGGUGUUGUUGUGACUUUUUCUUCUUAUUAUAUAUAAUAAUAAAAGCCUUGCCUUUCUUCUAAGGCCUGUGCUAUAAUAAUGGUGGUGGUUGCCGUAAA